Molecule: messenger RNA, 2753 nt
Organism: Zerene cesonia (dogface butterfly)
Lineage: Eukaryota; Metazoa; Arthropoda; Insecta; Lepidoptera; Pieridae
Product: zinc finger protein 544-like
Exons: 15
Coding region: 132-2024 (630 amino acids)
Cellular component (GO): nucleus
Molecular function (GO): zinc ion binding
Source: RefSeq, a predicted model, not a curated record
AUCUGUGAAUCAAGUUGAAGAAGCCAAAAUUUUGCGAAGUCUUUUGAAAAACGCGAAACUGUAGUGAAUAAAUAUACAUAAUAUGAUCGUAAAACAGUUAAAACCUUGACAAAAGCAUCUUCUAUUCAAAAAUGGACGUAAACAUAACAAAUCAAACAAACAAUACAGUUGAUAAUAAUGAAGUGAAACCUGAAAUGGAUGUAAAUAAUCGCAUUUGCCGAUGCUGCCUAUCCACGGAACGCCGUAUGGCUAAAAUAGAUAACUUUCGGUAUUUGUUCAUGGAUUUGGCUGAUAUAAUUGUCAGCGACUCGGACGGUCUCCCGCAGUGGAUAUGCUGGGAGUGCGCGGCGCUGCUGAGGAAGUGUGUGAGGUUCAAGCAGAAGGUGCUGAAGGCGCAUACCGUGCUGUACGAUUAUCAUGGUCGUUGUGUUCCGUUCGCCAUAGACGGGCAAGACCCGGAGUUGGCGAAGUUUUCUUCGCCCCACCUGAUGACCACGAAGAUACUAAAUUUCGACACAGUUAAGGGUAAACUCGGAUUCCAUAGUGUCUUGCAGCACGAGAAAAUAGCAAAUGACUCGCCGCUGUUUUACUUUGAAGUACAACAACCGUUUACCGACUGCGACCAAGUAAAAGAUGUGCUAGUGAAAAGCGAGGAUUUCUUUGAUGUCGGCGAUGAAUCGGUGCCCGCUGACGAUUAUCGUGCGAGCGAGAUGGAAGAUGCUUCGGAUAAAGAAAUCAAGCAAGAGCGAAAGAGAAGGGGGAGGAGUAAAGUGAAAGCCGAGGAGAGCAAGAGUGAUGAGUUGGUGAACACCGAGAAACCGAAGCGGCGCGGGCGCACCUCCAAGUUAGAAAUAGACGAGACCAAAAUAAAGAUCAUAAAAUUGGAUCCUAUCGAGCAAUUGAGGGAGAGAGAGGAGGAAUGCAAAGCCCAAACGCUGCCGUUCUACUGCAAGCUGUGCUACAAGGGCUUCAGCUACGAGUCGAAGCUGCAGAACCACAUGAGGAAGCACAGCCCGUCCCGCGGGCCGCACCGCUGCGCGCUGUGCUCCAUGCACCUGCCGAGCAGCUACAGCCUGUCCGUGCACGCGCUCACGCACACGCGCCGCUUCGAGUGCCGCCGCUGCGGCCGCCGCAUGACCGACCGCGACGCGAUCCUCAACCACUACAGAUCGGAGCACGAAGGGAUAACGUCUGUGUUCACUUGCCACGUGUGCGGGAAGAUAUUUAACAAUCAAAAAACCCUCCGCGGGCACAUACGGAACCACCACUCCGGCGGUCGAGCCAAGUGCGAUCAGUGCGGGAAGACUCUCAUCAACAAGGACGCGCUGGUGGAACACCAGCUCAUACACGACGGCGUGAAGAACCACGAGUGCCCGAUCUGCCACAAGCGAUUCCGCACGCGGCACCAGGUGCGCAACCACCAGGCGAAGCACAGCGACCGGAAAGACUUCUACUGCGUCGAGUGCGACGUGCGAUUUAAAACGUCGCACGCGCUGAGGCAACAUUUAAAAAAAUCUGUGAAGCACAAAGACUUGGACAGCCUCGUGCACGGGUGCGCGUGCGGCGCGCGGUUCGGCAGCGCGGCGCAGCUGGCGCACCACCGCGGCGUGCAGCACGAGGGCGUGCGCGCGCACGCGUGCCCCACGUGCCCGGCCGCGCUGGCCACGCGCUCGUCGCUGCUCAAGCACGUGCGCGCCGUGCACAAGGGCCAGCGGCCGCCGCCCGCGCACGUGUGCGACGCGUGCGGCCGCCUCUUCCGGGCCCGCAGCACGCUGCUGAACCACGCGCGCACGCACACCGGCGAGAAGCCGUUCGCGUGCGCGGACUGCGGCCGCGCCUUCUCGCAGCGCACCGCCCUGCGCACGCACACGCAGAUCGUGCACCUCAAGAUGCCGCGCGGCAAGACGAAAUCGAAGCCGCCCGCAAGCGAUCCCGCGAAGUUCAAACAGGAGUCGCCGAUCGUGCUCGAAUGGUCCCGCCAGGGGCAGUCGUUUGAGUACUUCACCGUGACCGCGGGGCCGUAGGGGCAAUGGGACAGUAAAAUGGGAGAGGGGGGGGGGGAGGUGAUAGUCUACCGUCGUCUGUGGGCGAUAGGUGCGUCGUGGCAGCAACACUGGGGUCCCUAUGUGAUUAUUGUGACAAAUAGGGGUCCCGGGAUGGUAAAAACGGGUACAUUAUGCGCAGGGGCUCCAGGGGUACAGUAUGGGGCCCCAUUUAUUAUAGAUUUUCAAAACGUGUGAUGUGUUCUAAAGAGACCUUAUAUUUUUAGUCACUUACAUGAGAGCGUCUAGCUCAGCGCUCGGUGCCUAAUUAGCAACCUAGAAUACCCUAGGUACAAUCCAGUGGAUACAUUGGCGGACAAUAAACAACCAACCACUGUCGAACAUUGCCCGAGGCAAAACUCUGCCCACGCGUGUGUUAGGCAGAGUUUUCUAAUGUGUAAUACAAUAGACUUUGAACGUUAUUGCCGCGGCAUAAGGUUAAUUUCAAUGUAUAUCUGAAUAGCUUAUGGGUAUGUCAAUGAGCUAUUUUGUAAAUAAGUCUAGGUAUAUCAGAGAAUAUUAUUUCUCCGUAAAGAAAAUCGAUCAGUGAAAUAGAUGUAUUUUUAAAGAUCGCCCAUUAAGGGACAUUUUUAAUAAAUACGGACUUGCUAUUUCUUUGAUAAAAAUCUCACGAAGCUUUUUCAUUGAAUGAAGUAAGAUAAUUAUAUUGCAUGUUUAAGUGUUUUGACUGAAUAAAAUGUAUUUUUCACA